AGGCCUAAUCAUUUGGUAAAAAAUGUCAAUUUAGCUAGACUUUGGGACUACCAAAUAUAAAAUACAGCACAUUGGUAUCUAUAUUGGUGGGAUAAUUUAUUUUAAUUUCUUGCUUAAUUCCAGAAAGACAUGAGAGGAGUUCAGGCAAUAUCGAAGGCUUAAACUUGUCGUACUUUGAACGGUCUAUGGCGCCGCCAACAGGGAUGAAAGAAUUCCGGAUGUUUGUAGCAACCUGGAAUGUUGGAGGAAAAACACCAAAUAAUGGUCUCAACCUUGAAGAUUUCUUACAAGUAGAGGGCUCAUCAGACAUAUAUGUUUUAGGGUUUCAAGAAAUUGUCCCACUAAGUGCCGGAAACGUUCUUGUGAUCGAAGACAACGAGCCAGCAGCCAAAUGGCUAACCCUUAUAAACCAAGCUCUUAAUAAACCGAAUCACGAUUCGGUCUAUUCAGACUCAGGGACUAAUUUCAACUCCAAAAUAGUGUUGAACAACAUGAAUAAUAGGUAUUCCAAUAAACCUAACACGGCCUCUAGUACCGGUCUUCACUUCUUCCAAAAGCCUUCUCUCAAAGUCCUCAGUAAAAGUUUGAGAGCCCAUAGCAGACUUCUCAAGUCUUGCAACUGCCCCGACGAUGGGGAGUUUCCAAUAUCGCCGGAACGACGGCCUCGGAGGCUGAGGAAACGGCUGUUCCUUGACGAUCAUCAUCAUCGUGAUCGGGAUCGUGGUCGUGGUCGUGUGAGUACUAGACUAGACACAGAAUUUGCGCCGGGCCUGAGUUAUGGAAGCUGCGCCGAUGAAUUCUAUACCGUUGCAGAGAUUCCAUCUUCUCCUCUCUCAUCUUCGCCUGCAAAUAAAAGUUAUAGACUAAUAGAAAGUAAGCAAAUGGUAGGGCUUUUCUUAUCGGUGUGGGCUCGAAGUGACUUGAUCCCACACAUUGCCCACCUCAGAGUUUCCUCUGUAGGAAGAGGAAUUAUGGGUUGCCUCGGAAACAAGGGAUGUAUAUCGAUAAGCAUGUCCUUGCACCAAACAAGUUUUUGCUUCAUUUGUAGUCACUUGGCUUCCGGAGAGAAGGAGGGUGAUGAGAUUAAAAGAAAUGCUGAUGUGAGCGAGAUUCUUAAAAGCACACAGUUCCCCAAGAUUUGCAAGAAGCCAAAUAACCGUGCCCCUGAAAAAAUAAUUGAUCACGACCGAAUAAUUUGGCUUGGAGAUUUGAAUUAUCGUGUGUCUUUGAGCUAUGAUGAAGCUAGGGUUUUGUUGGAAGAUAAUGACUGGGAUAGACUCUUGGAGAAGGAUCAGCUGAAUACAGAGAGAGAAGCGAGGAGAGUAUUCAGUGGGUUCGAUGAGGGACGGAUUUUCUUUGCCCCAACUUACAAGUACUCUCAUAAUUCAGAUGCUUAUGCUGGCGAAACCGUCAAAUCCAAGAAGAAACGCAGAACACCUGCUUGGUGUGAUAGGAUACUAUGGCGCGGAAAUGGGAUAGAGCAACUAUCAUAUAUUCGUGGGGAAUCAAGAUUCUCUGACCAUAGACCUGUUUGCGCUGUCUUCUCCGUGGAGGUUGAAGUAAGGAAACAAAGCUCUAUAGAUUAUAACAUUAACAGAUUCAGGAAGAAUAAUUACUCUUGUAUUGCUCCAAGACUGGAUUUUGAUGACUGCAUACCUCAGAGACACAGCUUCUAUGACUAAUUAACUAAUCACACCGAGAUAUAUACCUCAACCAACUGUACAUUAAUUUUUCUCUUCUUUUUUUUUUGUUUUUUUAUUUAAUUUCAUUCAUGUUCCUUUUCUGGUUGCAAUACAUUGUAAGUUAAUCCUACUAUAUCUAUUUAUACAAGGGAAAUUAGUGGCAAUAA
Messenger RNA from Humulus lupulus (European hop), 1849 nucleotides. RefSeq names its product type I inositol polyphosphate 5-phosphatase 5. NCBI's taxonomy places the organism in Eukaryota, Viridiplantae, Streptophyta, Magnoliopsida, Rosales, Cannabaceae. Bases 186 to 1682 code for a protein of 498 amino acids. The transcript has 7 exons. Gene Ontology annotation, molecular function: phosphatidylinositol-3,4,5-trisphosphate 5-phosphatase activity; inositol-polyphosphate 5-phosphatase activity; phosphatidylinositol-4,5-bisphosphate 5-phosphatase activity. The record is from RefSeq and is a predicted model, not a curated record. Gene Ontology annotation, biological process: phosphatidylinositol dephosphorylation.